UCCUCCUCAUUAGUCAUUCCAGACAGAGUCGCACAGUCAGUUGCUUCCGAUCGGUUGAGUUGUUUGCUUAGAGUGAAAUAAUCACAGUUAAGCGGGUGCGACAAGUUUGAACUUAAAAAGGCGCGUAAUUGGCCGCGUGGUGUCUUUGUGAGGGGUGUUUGAAUGCCAAAUAUUAUAUCAGAACUGUUGAAGUAGGUCAGUGACAUCCAGCAGGCAGAAACUGGGAGCAAUGAUCUUAGUCUUCAUUGUGGCAAUAGUGGCCAUUGGCCUCGGCGUGUUCCUCUUUCAAAAGUUUUCCAAUGUACUGUAUUACGGAGCUAAAAUUGGAGGACCCAAGGGUUACCCGCUGAUCGGAAAUGCUCUGUUAUUCAUUAAUAAAACUCCCCCUGCCUUUUUUCGAGCCAUUGAGGAUACGGUCAAGCAAGCGGGAAAGUGCUUCCGGCUAUGGCUGGGUCCGGAGCUCCUGAUCGUGAUAACGGACGCCAAGGUCGCCGAGGCCAUCCUUAGCAGUCCAAAAUACAUUGAAAAGUCGGGCGAGUACGAUUUUAUCCGACCCUGGCUGGGCGAAGGAUUACUCACCAGUAGCAACCGGAAAUGGCACUCCCAUCGAAAGAUUAUAACGCCGACGUUCCAUUUCAAAAUUUUGGAACAGUUCGUGGAGAUUUUCGACCAUCAAAGCAGUAUCUUCAUCGAACAACUCGGACCCAGAGCGGCCAGUGGACGUAGUUUUGAUGUUUUUCCACUUGUCACGCUGUGUGCACUGGAUGUAAUUUGUGAGUCUGCUAUGGGAACUAAAGUGUACGCCCAGACUAACUCUGAUUCUGACUACGUUAAGGCUGUCAAAGAAAUAACGUAUAUUAUUCAUGUACGCACGUACGACGUCAUGGCUCGAUACAACAUCCCGUUCAAGGUAUCCCCGUACAAAAAAAGACAAGACGAAGCCCUCAGGAUUCUUCAUGGACACACCAAUAACGUUAUCCAAUCGAGACGACGUGAGCUCGUCAAUGGUUCCUUCGUGCAGGAUAAAGAGAAUGACGUAGGAAUCCGCAGGAAAAUUGCGUUCUUGGACAUGCUAUUGCAGACCACGGUCGAUGGGCGACCGCUGACUGAUGUAGAAAUUCGCGAGGAAGUUGAUACAUUUAUGUUUGAAGGACACGAUACUACGACCUCCGCCAUUAGCUUCCUGCUUUACAGGCUCGCAAAGCAUCAAGAUGUUCAACGGAAGGUAUACGAUGAAAUUAUCGCUAUAAUCGGCGAUGAUCUACAACAGUCGGUGACACUCUCUAUGUUGAAUGAGUUGCAUUACUUGGAUUUAGUAGUCAAGGAGACCCUUCGUCUGUAUCCUUCGGUUCCAUUCUUCGGGAGGAAGAUGCUAGAAAAUAAUGAGAUCGAAGGAAAAAUGUUUCCAGCUGGAGCGAGUCUCGUUAUAAUGCCAUUUUUCAUGGGCCGUGAUCCCGAAUAUUUCGAGGAUCCUCUCGAAUUUCGACCGGAGAGGUUCAGUGUGGAAACAUCUGCGGAAAAAAACAAUCCGUAUCGCUACAUUCCAUUCAGUGCGGGACCACGCAAUUGUAUAGGACAGAAGUUUGCGAUGGCCGAAAUAAAAAGUCUGGUCAGUAAAGUGUUGCGACAUUUUCAAGUCCUUCCCCCGGAACAGGAACAGGAAGAAUCUUUUGUUGGGGAAAUGAUUCUCAGGCCAACUUUUGGUAUUCAGUUGCGGCUUAAGAGAAGAAAUUGAUGUUUACGUUAUAGGAUAGUUAAUUGUUGCAAAAUGUUGUUUCAUUAUUUUUUAUGGAAUGAGUUUACAAAAUAUCUAAAGAAAAUUGGUCUUUGUUGGUUAGAAAACAAUACUUUUUAUUUCAAACAAUGUA
Molecule: messenger RNA, 1868 nt
Organism: Toxorhynchites rutilus septentrionalis
Lineage: Eukaryota; Metazoa; Arthropoda; Insecta; Diptera; Culicidae
Product: cytochrome P450 4d1-like
Exons: 6
Coding region: 230-1735 (501 amino acids)
Molecular function (GO): iron ion binding; oxidoreductase activity, acting on paired donors, with incorporation or reduction of molecular oxygen; heme binding
Source: RefSeq, a predicted model, not a curated record